Agrilus planipennis (emerald ash borer) is the source of this 1640-nucleotide messenger RNA. RefSeq names its product membrane-bound alkaline phosphatase-like. The transcript is spliced from 6 exons. Gene Ontology annotation, biological process: dephosphorylation. Lineage: Eukaryota; Metazoa; Arthropoda; Insecta; Coleoptera; Buprestidae. Gene Ontology annotation, molecular function: alkaline phosphatase activity. The annotation marks the transcript as partial. The record is from RefSeq and is a predicted model, not a curated record.
AUUUUAUUGUGUAUUAUUGCAGAUCCAUUUUCACAUCCAUUUUUGGAAAGGGCUGUACAUGAUAGGGACUUCUCGGCACCUGCCUCAGUAUCUCCAGUAGAAAAGACGGCAGCUUUCUGGAAAUCUAGCGCACAACAGGCAAUUUCCAACAAACUUAAAACAAUCAACUACAAUACAGGUAAGGCCAAAAAUAUUAUACUAUUUAUGGGAGAUGGAAUGUCUCUUCCAACUGUGACAGCGAGCAGAAUAUAUAAAGGGCAAAAUGAGGGACGUUCGGGAGAAGAACAACAAUUAUCCUUUGAGCAGUUUCCUUUCAUGGGGCUGUCCAAGACUUACUGCGCUGAUUCACAAGUUACUGAUUCCGCAGCUUCGGCAACCGCUUACUUAACAGGGGUUAAAACAAAUUAUAAUGCCGUAGGAGUUAGCGCAGCGGUAACAGUGAGAGACUGCGCCGCCAUGUUGGAUGAGAAUAACCAUGUGUCAUCCAUUGCGGAAUGGGCUCAGAACGCUGGAAUGAGAACCGGACUUGUAACUACCGCUAGAGUUACCCAUGCAUCACCUGCACCCCUCUACGCUCACUCUUCCUACCGAAAUUGGGAGUCAGACACCGACAUCCUAAGGGAUGGAGAAGAUCCAAGGGUAUGUCGCGACAUCGCAUCACAAAUGAUAUUCAACAACGUUGGGCAAAAGAUGAACGUCAUCUUCGGAGGUGGAAAAUCCGAAUUUUUUAACCAAACUGCAAGUGACGAAAACGGCAAUGCGGGUUAUCGAUCAGAUGGUGUGAACCUAAUAGACACGUGGAAAAACCUCAAGGCCCAGUCUGGUAGCUCCUAUGCCUACGUUUACAACCGAGAAGGCUUACUUAAUUUGACUAACGAAGACCAUGUUCUGGGUUUGUUUACCAGCGAUCAUAUGAAUUACGAAUUGGACAGAAAUGCAGAUACUGAGCCUUCUGUCGCGGAAAUGACGGAAGCAGCUAUCAAGCUUCUUUCGAAAGGGGACGAAGGAUUCUUCCUGUUCGUUGAAGGUGCAAGAAUAGACAUGGCCCAUCAUAAUCUACUUGCUGUGAAAGCCCUGGCCGAAACGGUUGCAUUUUCUAAAGCGGUCAGUGUCGCAGAAAACUUAACCAAUUCCGAGGAAACGUUAAUUGUCGUCACAGCCGAUCAUGCUCACACAAUGACCAUAAAUGGGUAUCCCAGUAGAGGUAACGAUAUAAAAGGAAUAUCUGGUGCAGCCGAUGAUGGUUUACCUUAUCUUACCUUGAGUUAUGCCAAUGGAGUAUACAACGGAUUGGACUCGAACAGCGGAAGACACAAUUUAACUGGAGACCCAGCUUUAGGAACUAAGGACUACGUAUACCCCGGUAUGGUAUAUAGAAGAAGUGAAACUCACGGUGGUGACGAUGUGGGAAUUUUUUCGAAGGGUCCGUGGGCACACUUGUUAACCGGUGUUAAUGAACAAAAUGUCAUCCCGCAUGUAAUGGCGUAUGCAGCAUGCAUUGGAGAUGGCGAUACCAUGUGCGUUUCCGGAUCAGAGAAUACUAUGAGUCAUAUGUCUGUCUCCUUAUAUGUCGUGGUACUUUCUUUAGCAAUAUAUUUUGGCUUUUAAUAAAGUAAAUAAAUAAGGAAUCUCUAAAAUAA